Messenger RNA from Rubroshorea leprosula, 800 nucleotides. The record is from the annotation of a GenBank genome assembly. NCBI's taxonomy places the organism in Eukaryota, Viridiplantae, Streptophyta, Magnoliopsida, Malvales, Dipterocarpaceae.
GAAAGGGCUUAUCUCUCUGUGUGACCAACUUACCAAAACGGCUCCUUUGUGAAACACAAAACAUCGAGUUAACCCAAGGAACGGAGGGAGCCAUGGCGGGCCUGCUACUGCCACACUCGCCACACUGCUUCCAUGGACGCAAAUUUCUGGACCCAUUUCCCUCUUCCUCAAUCUUAUUUCCUAAACCAUCCCUCCCAACCCGCAUUAGGGACAGUGUUCAUCAUCGCUUCCUUACAGGAACGCUAGCUCUACUCUCUCCUAGUAUCUUGUUCUGCAGCAACAAUAGAUUGACUGCAGUACAUGGCAGUCAGUUUAGCACAAGAACAAAAUCAGCCUGUGACUGAGGAAUUGGAGGAAAAUAAGUCCAAAGAUCCCCUUGUCAGCGGGGAUUCUAUUCGACGUCGAUUCCUUGAUUUCUAUGCUUCCCAUGGCCACAAGAUUCUUCCAAGUGCUUCUCUUGUGCCAGAUGAUCCUACUGUUCUAUUGACAAUUGCAGGAAUGGUUCAGUUUAAGCCAAUAUUCCUCGGAAAAGUAUGGUAUAAAAUAUAAAUGUAUAAACUCGGAUAUGGGUUUUUGCUGUUUUUACCUUAGUGAACCUAGAUAGAUUUAUGAAGUCAUCAAAGGACAUCACUAAGAACCUUUAAUUCUUAUGCUAUCUGAUGAGAUUGCUAACAUAUAAAUGGCACAAUCUACAUUUUGGAGAUCACUAUUAAAUAAACUAGGAAAGAAAGCUGUUAAAAGACAUGAUUCUUGUUGAAGUUAACAGUUAAAGCUUAGGCCAACAAAACUGAUCCUGACUG